This is a messenger RNA of Mycena citricolor, 1748 nucleotides long. The record is from the annotation of a GenBank genome assembly. Lineage: Eukaryota; Fungi; Basidiomycota; Agaricomycetes; Agaricales; Mycenaceae.
GCGACGGCCGCGGCCUCUCCUUCGAGUCUCUGUCUGACUGUGGCCUUGAGGCUGAAUAGUGCUACUUCUGCGGCUUGGUCUAUUAAGGAUUGAUCCUCUUCGAACGUUCUGUCGACUCCCAACUUCUUCAGUCCCCACCUCGUCACCAAUGAAGUCAAAGCGAGACGCGUCAAGGGAGCUGUAAUAUUCGUCCGGAACUUUACCGACCGGCUGGUUCUAAUUCUGGUCCUCGCACUCCCUGAGAAGGACUGAGAGCGUAUAAAUGACUCAGGCUUGAUGGGCCAGUGUCCUCAAAGAUGUCUUCAACUGCAACAACCGAAACCCACUCAUCCAUUUUCCGUCUUGUCGGCAACAGCGUCAGUGGCAAGGGCGGUGCCCCGGAUGUCUCGUUCCAGUUCGCACCCAUCGAGGAGGCGCAAGUGUCCCGAGCAAUGAUCAAGCGCUACUUCGACAGCAUGUACGACAGAGCUGUUUCUGACGUCGUGAUCGUUGGGGCUGGCAGUGCAGGACUGUCCUGCGCAUACACUCUCGGCACUCAGCGCCCUGACCUUAAAAUCACCAUCAUCGAAGCCAAUGUCGCACCUGGGGGUGGAGCCUGGCUUGGCGGGCAGUUGAUGAGCGCCAUGGUCAUUCGAAAGCCGGCGGACAGCUUCCUGCGGGAGAUCGGAGUCCCGUUCGAGGACGAAGGGUCGUUCGUCGUGGUGAAGCACGCCGCGCUGUUCACGGCGACGCUGCUCUCCAAAGUCCUCGCGCUCCCCAACGUCGUUCUUUUCAACGCCACGGCCGUCGAGGAUCUGAUGACCAGCACGGACUUCGAAGGCCAUGCGCGAGUGACCGGUGUCGUAACCAACUGGACACUAGUUGCCCUCAACCACGAUACUCAAUCGUGCAUGGACCCGGCCACGAUCACUGCGCCAGUUGUGGUGAGCACGACGGGCCACGACGGGCCGAUGGGCGCGUUUUCGGCGAAACGGCUCGUGAGCAUGGGUCUCAACAAAGAGCUCGGCAAUAUGCGCGGGCUCAACAUGAACGAGUCGGAACCGGCCAUAGUCAACGGAACUCGGCAAGUGAUCCCAGGCUUGAUCAUGGCUGGCAUGGAGCUGGCAGAACACGACGGCUCGAAUCGCAUGGGCCCCACAUUUGGUGGAAUGAUCGAGAGUGGCAGGAAAGCAGCAGCAGAGGCGCAAAGCAUCUUCGACAAGUCCGAGAUCGCAGGCGGCAAGGUGCUCGGAAUAAAAACCUCGUAAAACACACAUACACACCCGAAUUGCUUCUCGAAUCACGCUCGUAUUCCAGUACAACAAGUACACGAGUCAAGUACAGGUUACAGAAUAAAUAUCAAUAUAUAACAGCACGAGAUGGCUUAUGCACUGGCGCUGGCGACAAAGAUGUUGUAGUUGAAUGUCUGGGGGGCACCGUCGAAUGUGAAGGUGCUCGGCGCCACAUUCAGCGCCACAGCAGUCUGUCCGUUCCGGUCCACUGUACCCGACAGUGUACCACCAGGUGUGAUGGGGAUAGACAGCUUGUUGACACCGGCAACAACCGGGAACGUCUGCGAGUUCGUCGGCGAAGUCGUCAAGGUCACAGUCCCGGGCGCAGUGGCCAUCACAAGCGCCCACACAUUGUCCUGGGUCAGUUGGAAGGUCGUCGGCGGCCCGACUGGAUCGGGGGCCUGAGCCUGCGCCGGAUGAGGGCGCGACCACAUGAAAAUUUCAUCCUUAUCGAUCGUUGGGGCCGUGCCAGUCUUG